AUAGGAAUAGUUCCUCAGCUGUCUUUGUAAAAGAAGACAUAGGGAAUACUUUCUUCUUUUUAACCCAAAAAUCUUUUAAUCCUUGAAAUACCUAUAAAGAUGAGCUGUAUUCCUGCCUCACACAGUAUGAGCACCAUUCUCAGUCAAGUAGAAUCUCAGAUGGACGACAGUUCAGUUCAGAGAAGAGGUAGCAGAGCCUACCAGAUCUUUCCAGAAGCCAACAAGAAUGAAGAUUCAGAUUCCAGUUCCUACCCUGAAGACUUUCUGUAUAGGAGGGAGCGUCUCCCCUCUAUUGUUGUGGAGCCCACAGAGCACAGUGAGUUGGAGAGCAGGGAGCUUCACUGGCCUCGACGAUGCCAAAUGAGCAACAAUGUGAAUGAUGAGGAGGAAAAAUCUGGUGAUCACACAGAGGUCUCUGUGGAUGGAGCUCAGCAGGAGGACAUGGGAAUGGAAGAACGCUCAGUUGCCAGGAAGUCUUCUAUUGGACCAUCCCAGAGUCAACUAUCCCUCUCACGGCUGACUCCACCUGACUCCCCCCCCCACCUUGAAGCUGCUCCACCAUGUCUGAAGAGUACAGAGAACAGUACAGACUGACAUAAUUGCAGUUUACCUGAAUUGUGUGUAUUUAAAAUGUGUAAUCAGGUCGUGAGUGC
Molecule: messenger RNA, 653 nt
Organism: Paralichthys olivaceus (Japanese flounder)
Lineage: Eukaryota; Metazoa; Chordata; Actinopteri; Pleuronectiformes; Paralichthyidae
Product: protein LBH
Biological process (GO): positive regulation of DNA-templated transcription
Cellular component (GO): nucleus
Source: RefSeq, a predicted model, not a curated record